AUGGCCCGGAGCCGGCCCGCGUCCCGUUGGACGCUAUUCCUCUCUUUACUGGUUCUUAUCGGGUGCAUUGUUGUCCCCGGUGCGACCGUGAAGCAUGAAAACUUCAAAACAUGUGACCAAUCCGGAUUUUGCAAGCGAAACCGGGCUCUCGCCGACGAUGCCUCCGCCAAAGGUACAUCAUGGAGCUCCCCGUACGAGCUUGACCCGACCUCUGUACAGUUCAAGGACGGUCAAUUGACCGGUACCUUGAUUAAGACUACCACCACAAAUGAUAAAGUCCGUUUGCCUGUCAUCGUAUCUUUCCUGGAAUCCGGUGCCGCACGCGUGAUCGUCGACGAAGAGAAGCGCAUGAAGGGUGAGAUCGAAGUCCGACACAACAGCAAGGUGAACAAGAAGCGGUACGAUGAGACCGAGAAAUGGGUCCUUGUUGGAGGACUGGAAGCAAGCAAGUCCGCUGCGCUGAAACCUGAGACCGAAGCUGGAUUCACCAAGGUCCAGUAUGGGCCAGGUGACAAGUUCGAGGCUGUAAUUCGUCACUCUCCAUUUGAGCUGGAAUUUCAGAGGGAUGGCGAAACACAUGUUCAGCUGAACCACCAAGGCCUUCUGAAUAUGGAGCACUGGCGUCCUAAGGUCGAGAAGGAAGGAGAGUCUGAGUCCCCGUCCGCUGAGGAUGAAAGCACUUGGUGGGAGGAGAGCUUUGGUGGUAACACCGAUUCCAAACCUCGUGGCCCUGAGAGUGUUGGUAUUGAUGUGACCUUCCCCGGUUACAACCAUGUAUUCGGAAUUCCUGAGCAUGCGGAUUCGCUUUCGCUCAAAGAGACCAGGGGAGGUCCCGGAAACCACGAGAACCCAUACCGCAUGUACAAUUCCGAUGUCUUCGAGUAUGAGCUUAACAGCCCAAUGACCCUGUACGGCGCUAUUCCUUUCAUGCAGGCGCACCGCAAGAACUCCACGGUCGGUGUCUUCUGGCUCAAUGCUGCUGAAACCUGGGUCGACAUCGUAAAAAAGACCGCCUCGUCAAAUCCGCUUUCUUUGGGCGCCAGCUCAAAGACCAACACGCACACUCAUUGGUUCUCCGAGUCUGGCCGAAUCGAUCUUUUCGUUUUCCUUGGCCCCUCCCCCGGGGAGAUCAGUAAGACAUAUGGAGAACUUACUGGCUAUACUCAACUGCCCCAGCACUUCGCCAUUGCUUAUCAUCAAUGCCGUUGGAACUAUGUCACCGACGAGGAUGUAAAGGAAGUGGAUGCCAAGUUUGACAAAUAUCAGAUCCCUUAUGACGUGAUCUGGCUUGAUCUUGAAUAUACCGACGACCGCAAGUACUUCACUUGGGACCCGCUUACUUUCCCCAACCCGAAAGGCAUGCAGGAGAAGCUUGAUGAAUCUGAGCGGAAGCUCGUAGUACUUAUCGAUCCGCACAUCAAAAACAAGGAUAACUACUAUGUUUCGCAGGAGCUUAAUAGCAAGGGUCUUGCUGUUCAAAACAAGGACGGUGACGUUUAUGACGGUUGGUGCUGGCCCGGUUCUUCGAACUGGGUUGAUUGCUUCAACCCCGCUGCAGUGCAGUGGUGGAACAGUCUCCACAAGUACGACAAGUUCCAGGGAUCGAUGUCCAACCUGUUCAUUUGGAAUGAUAUGAACGAGCCUUCCGUUUUCAAUGGGCCGGAAACCACUAUGCCUAAGGAUAAUAUCCACCAUGGCGACUGGGAACACCGUGAUAUCCACAACGUGAACGGUAUCACCCUCGUCAAUGCUACUUACCAGGCCUUGCUGGAGCGCAAGAAGGGUGAAGUCCGCCGGCCAUUCAUUUUGACCCGCUCAUACUACGCCGGAGCUCAGCGCAUGGCUGCUAUGUGGACUGGCGACAACCAGGCCACCUGGGAUCACUUGGCCAUGUCCUUGCCAAUGGUUUUGACCAACGGCAUUGCCGGAUUCCCCUUUGCUGGUGCUGAUGUUGGCGGCUUCUUCCAUAACCCGGAUAAGGAGCUGUUGUCGCGAUGGUACCAAGCAGGAAUUUGGUACCCAUUCUUCCGCGCUCACGCUCACAUUGAUACUCGGCGCCGUGAACCCUACUUGAUCAGUGAGCCGCACCGGACUAUCAUUUCUCAGGCUAUCCGCCUGAGAUAUCAGCUUCUGCCUUCCUGGUACACAGCUUUCCAUGAGGCUUCGGUUAACGGUACACCGAUCGUGCGGCCCCAGUACUACAUGUUCCCCGAAGAUGAGGCAGGCUUUGCCAUCGACGACCAGCUGUACCUGGGCUCUACAGGUCUUCUCGCGAAGCCCGUGGUGACUGAAAACACAUUCACCACCGACAUUUACAUUGCCGACGAUGAGAAGUACUAUGACUACUUUGACUUCACUGUCUACCAGGGCGCAGGCAAGAAACACACCGUCCCCGCCCCUGAAGACAAGAUUCCCUUGUUGAUCCAGGGUGGUCACAUCGUCCCCCGUCGGGACCGCCCUCGUCGCAGCAGUGCCCUCAUGAAAUGGGAUCCGUACACUCUCAUUCUGACAUUGAACAAGAAUGGCGAAGCCGAGGGUACUCUCUACGUUGAUGAUGGCGAGACCUUUGACUAUGAGCGUGGCGGCUAUAUCCACCGCCGCUUCCUGUUCCGUGAUUCAACCUUGUCGUCCGAAGACCUUGGUACCAAGGGACCCAAGACUGCCGAGUAUUUGAAGACCAUGGCUGGCGUUACUGUAGAGCGUCUUAUUGUUGUUGACCCGCCCAAGGAGUGGAAGGGCAAGAACACUGUGACCAUCAUUGAGGAUGGGGCUAAGGCUGCCACCACCGCAUCGCUAGAGUACUUUGACCAACAAGGCGGAAAGGCAUCUUAUGCCGUUGUCAAGAGCCCCAAUGUUGGAAUUGGAAAGGCGUGGCGGAUAGAAUUCUAA
Molecule: messenger RNA, 2889 nt
Organism: Penicillium pulvis
Lineage: Eukaryota; Fungi; Ascomycota; Eurotiomycetes; Eurotiales; Aspergillaceae
Product: glucan 1,3-alpha-glucosidase ROT2
Exons: 3
Coding region: 1-2889 (962 amino acids)
Biological process (GO): carbohydrate metabolic process; N-glycan processing
Cellular component (GO): glucosidase II complex
Molecular function (GO): alpha-glucosidase activity; carbohydrate binding
Source: RefSeq, a predicted model, not a curated record